Messenger RNA from Bubalus bubalis (water buffalo), 22726 nucleotides. It is a transcript of the gene ATXN7, whose product is annotated as ataxin 7. The transcript has 11 exons. NCBI's taxonomy places the organism in Eukaryota, Metazoa, Chordata, Mammalia, Artiodactyla, Bovidae. Bases 8418 to 10706 code for a protein of 762 amino acids. The record is from RefSeq and is a predicted model, not a curated record.
UCAGUGGACAUGGGUUUAGGUAGACUCUGGGAGUUGGUGAUGGACAGGGAGGCCUGAUGUGCUGCAUCCAUGGCGUCGCAAAGAGUCAGACACGACUGAGUAACUGAACUGAACUGACCAUCUGUUUCUUUUGCAUAUAAUAAGGAUGUAGAGAGUUAAAGGAAAAUCUAGAGAAGAUGUAAUGAAUUCCACAUGUCACAAAACUGUCAUUAAUGACAGAUGUUGUAGCUCAGGUGGAAUUGAAAGUUUGCCUAGAGUGACUGGGUCAGCAGUGUAAACCUGUUACCUCAGAGAGAACAUUGACUAAUUUGAAGACGUAAUGGUCAUAGGUAGAUACUUGAUUUAGCAUAGUCAUUGGAUUUCUCUUCGGCCUGUUCCACUUUAUUUAACCCUAAAUCAUAGUAAAUAUCCAAAGCGAAGCUCCUUCCCUUUGUGUUCCAGCCUUAUGACAUUUUGUAGCUUCUCUGGCGAAUUGGUUGGCAUAUUUUUGCAGUCAGUAUAAAGACUGAAAUUUGUUGCAGAGCCAAAAAUACUUCACUCUUUUGCUUCAAAGAUGUAUGCUGGGCGUUUCUCCAGCAGCCAAGGGCUGAACCAGGGAAGGGAGCAAACCAGAGCAGGCACAUCAAAACAUGAGCAAUGUCAGGGUAGAUGUUACUUUAAUUCUCGAAGGAAAUUCCAAGUUGACUGUUUGAUCUAAGCUUCUUGUCACUGAAGAGCAUGAUGUAAAAUUAAUGCAGUGAAUUCAGUUUUUCUCUACCACCAGCCAAACAGUGCAAGUUAAAAUUUUCAAGUAACUUCAGUAGCAUCAGAUAAAGGAUCACUUUGUCCCUAACUAAUAUAAGUUUAUCUUUUUUUUUCUUGGUUAUAUAAUCAGCAUGUAUAUUUUAAAUGGUAUUGUUUAUGCCAUUUGUAGGAGCUACAUUUUAACUUCUAGUUAUAAAAUACAUUGAUUUUUCUUUAUACUGAAAUAUUUGCCUUUAUUAAUAUCUGUGCCUUUGGGACUUUUUAAAAAAACCAUAAAUUGGCAAGGAUACUGUUCACUCAUUAAGCAAAUAUUUAUUGAGUACGUCCUGUCUAGGCAUUUCUCUCCAGUGAACUAGGAAAGCAGUGUCUUUGAUUUCAUGCAGCUUAUAUUCUGUUUAAGGAGGAUGGAGUGAAUAGAAUGAAAUCAAGUAAAAUAAGAUGAUUUCAGAUAGUGAUAAAGGCUUGGGUUAAUGUCAGGGAAAAAAUGGGGCAAGACACUUUAGGUAAGGCUUAGUCAAAGAAAGCCAUUCGGAGGAGUUGAUGUGGAAGGUGUGUGAUGAAAAAGAGCCAGCCGUGUGAAGAUCUGGAGGAGCGGUGUUCCAAACAGAGAAACUGGCAGGUGCAGAGAUCCUGCAGGAAGGCCAGAGAGGAGGCAGAAAAGUAAUGCGCGGGGAGGAGAGGGGGCCAGGUUAAAGUUGGAGAAGGGGGUGCUGGGGCCAAAUGAAAGGAAUCUGGAUUGGCCAGUGCAGACUGUACAAAGUCACUGGAGGUUCUUGAGUCAGAAAGGGUCUUGACCUGAUUUGUGGUUGCUCUGUGAAACAGAGGACAAGAGCAGAAGCAGGGGGAGGGUUAGUGGGCUCCACUGCAGUAGACUAGGUGAGGGCGGGAUCUGGAGAGAAUGCUUGGGCUAACAGGGCGGUAGCAGCAGCAGAGGCUGAAAGGUGCGGCUGGAAUAGGAAUCAGCACAGAAGUAGGAGGCCAGCAGGGCCAGCUGAUGAACUGGAAAAGAAGGGACAGAGAAUGGCUCACAAGCAGCUGGAUGGGUUUACUUAGCUUGUGGAUCAUGGGGUUGUUAUUUCAAUUUGUAUAUGGGCUUUUUUUUGUUUUUUGUUUUUUUUUCAAUGAAGUAUGAUGACCUGAACAAAAAGUCAUGAUGUAUUAUAUGCAUUAAAUCUUUAGACAUUUUCUAAAGAUUGUAGAGAUAGAAAAUAGUUAUUGCAAUGAUGCAAAACUUUGGAGUCAUUUAUUCUUUUUGGGUUUUUGUUGCCUUUUUAAAGUGGAACAGUAAUUUAGUCAUGUAAACCUGGAAACAAAAGGAUCCUCUCAUUUGGGUAGUAGAAACUUUCUAAUUAAAAAGGAAAAACACAUGUAUUUGAGGGUUUUUUUUUUUUUUCAUUAUUAACAUGGUAAUGCACAUCAUAUAAGAAAAACAUGAACCAACAACAGAGGACACAUAUGCAGCCAGAAUAAGUAAAUAAAUCUCUUCCAUCUUACUUUCCAGGGGCGCAGGUUGACAUAAACACUUGGAAUGUGUCUAGACCCUGGACAAAGCAAUAUUUGGCUGUAUGUUUCUUGUUCCCUCACACCCAUGAAAAAUUAGAUUUAUUACAAGUUCACUUUUUUAAACUUAGUGAUCUAGCUUAUUUUUCCAUGUUAGUGCACAUUACUUCCUUUUUUUUUUAAAAAGAUUGCCUAUUAUUUCACUUCCUUAAUGUAUUUAACUUAACCUGUCCCCUACUGGUAGACAUUCAGAUUGUUAGUGCUACAUUAUCACAUGCAUUCUUCUUUGAGAAUGUCUGUCAGUGUCUCAGUGGAUUGAUUUUCCACCUGGAGGCUGAUCAGAGCUGCCCUCCAGGUUAGUGCUACUCUGAUUUAACGAACAACGUCAACAGUUCUGAUUUGUGUCACCAGAAUGAGACAAUGAAAAUGUGAGUGUCCAGCAGCAUAAAUCAAUCAAUAAAUUAUUACUAUUCAGCAGUGCCACUCUUGACUUGUCUGCUGCAUCUAGAAAUCAUUAGGAUGGCUGUGCUUCAGAUUUUGAAGAGGACAUUUCAGGAUAUAAAUCCAUAUUUUAGUUCUAUUUGCUAAAAGAUAUUUCUCCUGACAGUCAUUGUUUCACAAGGCCAUUUUGUGACUAGUGUUGACUAGUUGAGAUAUGCACACACCUGCUGUGUUGGCCCUGUUUAGCUGUGGUCUUACGUCUGACCAGAAGAGGGAGUUUUUUUUUUUAAUCUCUUCUGAAUGCAGUAGCGCCUACUACCUGACUGGGGUAAUGCCUCCCAUGCAGUGUUCAGGCCUCUACAACUGGUUUGGGACAGUGGGCAAAGGUUGAAUUCACCUGUUGCCUUCCUCAUUGCUUAUUGUGUGUAUAGAAAUUCCAGUAUUUAGCUUUACUUCUGUGUUUUGCCUUUAAGUCAACAGUUCUCAAAUUGAACUUCAAAGAAAUUGUAUAGCUUUUCCUCUUGUGUGUUCGAAAGUUAAUGAAAAGAGAUCAAGGAAGGUAACUAUCUCAAUUUAAAAUAAGCAGUCAGCCCCUUAUCACACAUGAUGUAGUUCUUGAUUUGUACUCUCCUAGGGUAAAAAAUAAACUCCAGUAUGAACUUUAUUUCAUUACUUCUUAGGCUUGAUAGUUUUAAAAGAUUGUUAAAACUCCUGCUGUAGAAGAUUUGUAGUGAGCUUUAGAAAAUCAAGGUGUUGUUUCACAAGAGUGGCUAAUAGGCAUUUUCUCCAGGUGAUGUUAGUGGUAAUGAAUCUGCCUGACAGUGCAGGAGACAUAAGAGAUGAGAGUUCGAUCACUGGGUCGGGAAGAUCCCCUGGAGAAGGGCACAGCAACCCACUCCAGUAUUCUUGCCUGGAAAAUCCCAUGCACAGAGGAGCCUGGCAGGCUACAGUCCAUGGGUUCGCAAAGAGUUGGACGUGACUAAAGUGGCUUAUUGUGCACACACUGUGUGAUUCUUACUGUGCUUUGUCAUGUUACUGGAAUGACUGUCUGCAUAGCCAAACAAAUGAAACGGGCACCAUAGUCAGGAUAGUCCUUUGAUUUAAUACCAGAGUUUCAUGCUGUUUAAAAUUUUCUUCUGCUUUCUUCACAGUGCAUUUUUUCUAACAAAAACUUGAGUCAGUUUCUUUAUGGAUUUUUUGAUUGACACCUGAAUAUAUGAGGUGCAUUCAUCUGUCAUGUAUAUUUACGUAGAUUCCCAAGUGUAAUAAUCUCAAACAUACUGUUUUCAGUUCAGCCUACUGCCUUCUUAUCUCAUUGGCUCUUUCUGCUUCCCUGCCUUCUCCAAUUGUACUGGUCCUCUCCACUCUGUAAUCCAUCUAUGUAACUUGGUACAUUCUUCAUGUGUAACUUAGUAUACAUCCUUCUAUAUUUUUAUCAUGCUCAUAACUCUUUACAGGCGCAUAUAAUCCCAUGUUUCAUUAGCAGGGGCUGCAGGUCAUAGUUUUUACCAAAAGAGGGAUCCUGUUAAUAAGCACACUUCUGCUGCUCCUCUAUUCAGCAAAACCACAAAGAAAUCCAUCCAGAUCCCAGGAUAACACAAAUCCCCUUUUUUAAUGGUUGCCUAAGGUUUUAAGGUGCGGCUGUGCCGUAACCUGUCCUCAGCCAGGCCCUCUGUCUGUGGGCAUUCACUUUGUUUCUUGCCUUUUACCUCCAGGAAGAAAGCAGCAGGAGCCAACCUGCUAAAGGCUACAUGCAUUCAUUUUGUUUCUGUGGGAUAAAAGUCUCAGGAAUGGAUUCUGGAUCAAAAAAGAUACUUUUUUUGCCUUGUUUAUAGCUGUUACUAGAUUGUUUUCCCAGAAGUCUGUUAAUACUUUGUAUCUCUACUAGCCACAUAGGCCAGUACUGCCACCAGGAGUAAGUAUUUUAUUUAUUUUUGUAAGCUUCCAGUUUUUUUCUAAAGCCUCUUAGGGUGUUUUACACAUUUAUUCACAAAUGUGAUUAACUGUAAUUUGACUUUGAAGUCCCAUUUCUCAAACAAGGGCAAACUUUUUUUACUACCAGCGUAGCAUGUAUCUUCACUGUGUGAUAUGAGGCAAAACGUUUUUCAAAAGGAGUGAUGAUUUUUCAAGUGUUCAUUUAAACAACUACAGACAGUUUUCCUGGCAUUUAUGGGAAAUUUCUCUUCACUCUGAUUGGAAUUUAUCUUAGGGCAGAAAUCUAGUUCUGAGAUUCCUCUUUGCAAAAUGUGUAGACUUGUAGAAGACAACAAUUUCUGUUGAGAUCAUUUGUGGGGCCAGUGAAAACUAUUGUCAGUUUUACUUCUGAUCUCAUUAUCCUCCUUGAAUUUGGUGUGAUUGGUCACCUUUUAACAGUGUUCACUUUGUGUCUCAAAUAAUGACUGGGCUGAGGUCAGACUGUGGUUCACACAAAGCCUAUGUAAAUCAGGCCAUGAGGUUAUACUUUAUUUGGCUGCCUUUGAACAAUCUGAACAGCUGAAAAGGGACACACACAUCCCAAGGGUGGCUAAGCCCUGAAGGCGCAUCCACCAAACAGAGCUGACGAUGCCAACCAGAGGAAGGCUGUGUGCCAUGAGCCCCCAAGGUGAAUGAUCCCAUUUAAGCUCUCAUCUCCCACCUCUCCUAAUCCUGCCGGAGCACCUAAUGAGCGCGGGAUAAUAACACAGCAGCAGUUUCUUGGUGAAGCUAAUCUGAUUCUGGACAGCAGGCGUCCCGGCCCACAGCUGAAUGAAUUGCUUGGUAUUUCCAAGUUUGAAAAUACUUUCUCCCCCUUUCAAGUGCUCCUUGGCAGCAGGUAAGGAAUGUUAAAGCUCCUGUAAGUGCCAAUUAAGGCCAAUUAUAACUCGCCCGGCCUGCUGAGACACUGAAGUGGAGUGAGUGGAGGCUUGUUGUGCUCCUGUAAACUGGAGAACUGGCUGCCGCCGGUGACAGGAACACAGGAUUUCCAAACUGCCGACAGCUCGUUUGUUGCCCUGCAGAACACCAAAUGACACUGCCGCUGGCUUCUCGGGGUUGGACUUAGGAAAUCCCAAGAUUUGUCGGGGACCUCACUAAUUUUCAUCACAGAAACCGCUGUCAUUAUCUCAGUCUUUAUUUCAAGUGACGUCCACCAUCCAAUUUCUCCUUCCUGAUCAUAAUAGCCAACAUUUAUCGAGCAUUUCAGAGGUGCUAGAUACCCAGCACAUGUGUCACCUUCUUUACUCCUCAUCAAGGCCCCAAUAGUGCUCCUCAGGGGAGGACACAGACCCCCCAGGGCAGAGGUCCCUCGCCCAAGACUACACAACGAAAAGUGCUGAGGCCGCGGCGGGCCAAACCCAAGCCCUCGUGGCCCCUCCCAGCUGCUGCUGGUUUGCCUGUUUGCUGCGAGCAGGCUAAUUCACAGAAGAAUUUGUGUCAGUUCAGGACUCCCUUUGUGCAACUAGAGUAAAGCUGAUGGUGCACACCAUCCACACCACAGCCAGUACCUGUAAUUUUUGGUCUGUACGGCAUGGAUGUUAUUCUAUUAAAACAGUAUUUUAGUCUGUAGUCUUUUUUUUAGUCUGUAGUCUGUUUAUUUUAUUUUAUUUUUUUUUCACAAGAAAGAAGAAAUGUGACCAUGUCCCCUGAAUGAGCCAUCAUAAGGAAAUGUAAUAUCAAUAUAAACUUUAUUUGGUUAGGGUUUGAAGAAGAGUAGUAAUGCUUUCCAAGCAGAACAGGGUGGCAUUAGGCUAAACAUUUUCAAUUAGGGCAUUAAGAGAGGUGUGUGUUUAAAAGUUCAGUCUGAGCUGUAGAUGCUCAGUUUUUGUGUAUAUUCUUAUUGUGUCGAUUUUUAUUUUUCUAGCUUGCACUAUCAUUCAUCUCCUUUUUGAUGUAGGUCUUCAGAACAAAUUUGGAUAGUUUCUUCUUGUUUAUAUAUGAAAAUGUAGGUAUAUUUAAGAAUACUUUGUAGUUCUUAAGAACAUUUGUAGUGUGUAGUAUUUAAGAACGUUUGCUGAAGUACACCCUGAAAUUUUUCAGGGUUACAGAAAGUCUUUGUUCCCCAAAUUGUCUUACUUUGGUUGGUUCUCAUAAGAAUUGUUUUCCCCACUAGCACCAGCACCAUCUACAAAAGGGAACUUUAGAAAUGCGAGCAUUUGUGCUGGGAGACCGGCAAGGAGUCUGGUGUCCAGGCUUCGGAGUGCAGUGCUGUGGAGUUGAGACUUAGUUUGCGUAGGUCCCCUUCCCUCAGUCAGUUCUGCCAUUGGCAACAUCAGGGAGCCUCUUCAGCUCCCCUUGGCAGGGGUUAGGGGGGCAGUGGGUGCAGUGAGUGAUGCGUUGCAGUCAGGUCGUUCAGCAGUAGGAUGUUUCUGUUUUGUUUUUCUGCUAGCUUAACAAACCCUUCAGUGCAUUAACCUAAUUGUCUUAUUUUUGCGUAUUAACUUUGGAAGGAUUUGCUCAUUCUGUGCUUCUACUUCUUGCUGAUGGCUCUUUCCUAGUGUCCUUCUGAUCUCUUAAUUUUAAGAACCCCCAUAGUUUUGCAUUGUUAGAAUCAGAAAUCUAGGGAGGAUGGGGAACAGUUUCAGAAGCCCUCUAGAUCCUAAUAUUGCUGCCAUGGUUUGGAUACGAGUGCUUGCUGUAAAAACAAAGCAAUGUGGCUACUACUCUUUUGUUUUACAGUAAAUUUAGAAUUCGUGUCUGUUCUAACAGAAGCCAUUUCCUAUGCCUCACAACUCUUUCCCACCCCUUCCAGGCCAAAUCUUUUCCACACAUGUAAUUCAUGACUUUUUGCCAAAUAGUCUGUGUUGGGUGAUGGUAUUUUGUAGAGGAAUUUCCCCCCUCCUUUUGACAUUUAAAAGUGUUCAUUCUGAACUAUCAGGCAUCUGAGUCUGUUUAUGUGUGCAGCCUUUAUUAUCAUAAAACUCAUAUCAGUUGGCUGCUUUUUUCCAUGUCUGUUUGAUCGUAAGAUUUGGCGAUUAACAGGACGAGGAGUAGUGAUGCGGUAAGUGUAAUACAGCGGAGACAGGCAACCCGUUUAACCAGGAAGACAUGGUUUUCAAGGAUCCACUUAGAGAAGUUUUUGGAUUAAAAGCCUAAAAGGUCCCCAGCUUUCAUCAGUUAUCCAGCUAUUCAACUAUGGACAAUACCGUGUAUAUUUUUCUGAAAUUAGAUGUAUUUUACAAAUAGGCACAGAAAAUGGGUGAAGAUUUUUCUUACUAGAUUUAAGGAAAGCUAUUCUUAGAUAUAAUAAACUUUUGUUUGUUUAAAGUAUAGAUACUGGAGAAAUAGAAUGUGGAAAAAGACUGCUGAUAUUUGUAACAAUGUAUAAUAUUAAAAACUUGUAGGUCUGUCUAGCCUUAAAGUAUAGAUAUAUAAUGAAUCAUUUAAAUUUCCUAAUUUACCUGAUAGUAGUUGUCAGUUUAAAGUUAUGCAGGAAAAUCAGGUGUGAGUAAUUCACAUUCUAGACGGUUAAAUUCAUAAAUUCCAUCUUCCUCCAGUUUUGGCCAGCAGCCUUUCCAAGAGAAGGAUUAAUUUACACCAGCCAGGACGCCUUCUAUGACCAUAUUAGAUGAAAUUAGACUCCACCCCUUGUUUUCUGUUGAUCUGCCAGGACCUUUGUAAUUCAAGUGCUUUUUACAGUAGUAGCAAAUGUUACAUAAGACCAAACAUGGAGCAUAUUUGGAGUUGGUGGGCAGACCCAAAUCAUGAUGCAAGCCUGCAGUAGCAAGUGUGCAAUGAAGCACAACCAAAUUAUGUGAAUGGAAGGUGACAAGAAGCCUCCUCAGAGCAGCCCUUCCUCCGCACGGGGGCUGAAAGCUCUACCCGAAAGAAGACAUAGCUCAUCCAGCAAGCCUUCUUUGGCCGUUCCUCCCACUUCAGUGUUCUCCUUCUUCCCUUCUCUGUCCAAAAGCAAAGGAGGCAGUGGCAGUGGAAGCAGCCGUUCUUCCAGCGGAGGUGUCCUGAGCACAUCCUCGUUAAGUUCCAAGUUGUUGAAAUCGCCCAAAGAGAAACUGCAGCUCAGGGGGAACAGGCCAAUGCAUCCCAUUCAGCAAAAUAGAGUCCCCCAUGGUAGAAUCAUGACGCCCUCUAUCAAAGUGGAAAAGAUUCAUCCGAAGAUGGAUGGCACACUACUGAAAUCCGCGGUGGGGCCCACCUGUCCUGCUCCUGUGAGCUCCUCAGUCAAGCCUGGCCUUAACUGCCCCUCAAUACCAAAGCCAACCUUGCCUUCACCUGGACACAUUCUAAAUGGCAAAGGGCUUCCUGCACCGCCUGUUCUGGAAAAGAAGUCAGAAGAUUACUCCAAUAACAGGAAGUUUUUAAAUAAGAGAUUAUCAGAAAGAGAGUUUGAUCCUGACAUCCACUGUGGGGUCAUCGACCUCGACACCAAGAAGCCCUGCACCCGGUCUUUGACAUGCAAGACACAUUCCUUAACCCAGCGGAGGGCUGUCCAGGGUAGAAGAAAACGAUUCGACGUGUUGUUAGCCGAGCACAAAAACAAAACCAGGGAAAAGGAAUCGAUUCGCCAUCCGGACUCUCAGCAACCAGCGCAGCCUCUCAGGGACCCACAUCCCACCCCUCCUAGAACGUCACAGGAGCCACACCAAAACUCUCACGGAGUGAUUCCCUCCGAAUCAAAGCCUUUCAUAGCUAGUAAACCUAAACCUCACACCCCCAGUCUUCCAAGGCCUCCAGGCUGCCCUGCUCAGCAAGGUGGGAGUGCCCCCAUUGACCCUCCUCCAGUCCAUGAGUCUCCACACCCUCCCCUGCCUGCCACUGAGCCAGCUUCUCGGUUAUCCAGUGAGGAGGGAGAAGGCGAUGACAAAGAAGAGUCUGUUGAAAAACUGGACUGUCAUUAUUCAGGUCAUCAUCCUCAGCCAGCAUCUUUUUGCACAUUUGGGAGCCGGCAGAUUGGAAGAGGCUAUUACGUGUUUGACUCCAGGUGGAACCGGCUUCGCUGCGCCCUCAACCUCAUGGUGGAGAAGCAUCUGAACGCGCAGCUGUGGAAGAAGAUCCCGCCCGUUCCCAGUACCACAUCGCCCGUGUCCACACGUGUUCCUCACCGGACAAACUCUGUGCCGACGUCACACUGUGGGGUUAGCUACCUGGCAGCAGCCACCGUGUCACCUUCCCCUGUCCCGCUCUCGUCCACCUGCGUGUCCCCCAGCAGUAAGUCGGUCCCAGCUCACGGCACCACACUGAACGCCCAGCCCGCCGCCUCUGGGGCUGUGGACCCUGUGAGCAGUAUGCAGUCCAGACAAGUGUCUUCCUCCUCCUCCUCCCCCUCCACGCCCUCCGGCCUGUCCUCCGUGCCCUCCUCCCCCAUGGCCCGGAAACCUCAGAAGCUGAAAUCCAGCAAGUCUUUGCGGCCCAAGGAUUCUUCUGGUAACAGCACGAACUGUCACAACGCCAGUAGCAGCGCCGGCGGCGGCUCAGGAAAGAAACGCAAAAACAGCUCCCCCCUGUUAGUGCCCUCGUCCUCCUCCUCGUCAUCCUCGUCCUCUUCUUCUCAUUCCAUGGAGUCUUUUAGGAAAAACUGUGUGGCUUACUCUGGACCUCCGCACCCCGCAGCAGUAGCCUCUGCCCCGGGCAUCAGCCUCAACUGCGUGGCCAGCCGAGCGAACUCGGUGGGUGGCCGGCACGAGCAGCCGGGGUGCCGGGGCACCUCCAGCGGGAACCCCUGCGAGUCCAUCAAGAGGAUGAGCGUGAUGGUCAACAGUGGCGAUUCCACACUCUCCCUCGGCCCCUUCGUGCACCAGGCCGGCGGUGAGCUACCCGUCAACUCCCACGGCGCCUACCCGCACUCACACACUCCUCUGGACAAACUCCUAGGAAAGAAAAGAAAGUGCUCACCCGGCUCGAGUGGUGUCAACAGCAGCGGCGGCAGCAGCAAGCCCACCAAGGUGGCCAAACUGCCGGCCGUGAACAACGUCCACGCGAAACACGUGGGCCCCAGCCCGGGGGCACCAGGGCUGACGAACAGCUCCCUCCUCCAUCAGGUAGGACAGGGCCUGGGGGCCCCGUGGGGAGGCUCGUGGCCUCUCCCUUGACAUGGUUGAUCAACUCAGAGAUCUGUGCGGUCGGUUUGGUGGGUUUGCCUAAAAGCAAGUAUCCGGCUUCACGGUGUCUUUUAAGAAAAGGCCGAGUUGAAGGCCAGAUGAAGGUCACACGGGCGCCUCUCUGCCAGACUCUCUGAUGACUCGGAAGAUGCUCCUGGCUAAGGAGGCCACACCAAGUGCAUUUCAGCAGCUGGGGCGGUGGACACCGUCCUGCAUGAUGGUGGGGCCCUCCGUGUCCUGGAGCGCAGUCCUUUCGUACGUUUUUCUGAAGAAAGCUGGGCGAAAAUCAAGCUGAUGUGGAAAGGGAUGAUUUAAAUUUGAAAAAGGCUGUUAAUAUUUUUCCCAUCAAAGAGUUUCAGAUUUUCUUGUUAAUUCCCUCCCUCUGUGUUCUCCUUCCUGUUUUCCAAGGAGGCAGGGAAGCAGAAUUUAACUAUGGCAGAGCAGAAGACUAAUAUCUCAUUGAAGUUACAGAUUGAAAAGAAACCUGAAUGUGACCUGUUUCUAGAAAAGGGCUUGUCGGGCAUCGGAUUUGUUACUGACCAUGGUUUCUCUGGCUGUGUCUUGUCUCUUCCCCACUCCUCCUCCGGCUGCUGUUUGCUCCUGUGGCCAGUUCCUCCACCUUCCUCUUUGUUCUGUCCAGCUCCUCUCUCAUCUUGUCAUUUCAUUCAGCAGAGCACUUUCUGUCUUUGCUUACAAGCAGGAAUUUCAGCAGCGUCACCCUCAGAGCUCUGCUUUAAAAUGUGAGGCUCUUUUUGUUGGUUUGGUUUUGUUUUCCCUUCCUCAUCUUCAAAACUGAACAUAAAUGUCAGACUAGAACUUGUCCAGAAAAUACCAAGAAGUUUCUUCAUGAGACAGAAGUUUCCCUCCAGUAUAUGUGUGAAUGAAAACUCGGCGCCAAAGGUGUGGGGAAAAUAAUGACGCAUGAAUUUCAGUAGCAGCUGCUUCAGUUCUUCUCUUUGAGCCACAAAUACAUACGGGCUAUUUGUGUGUCGUUUGGGCCUUUGAACAGGAUUCCUGGACAAGUGAAAACUUCUUGAUUUAUAGUUUAAUGAUAAGCAUAAAAAUGCACUGCAAACCCUGUAAGAAUCCAUCCCUUAGUAAUACCCUUCUAAGCAUGGUUUCCCGAUUCAUGUGAAUCCCGGGAGGGAAGUCCCACUGCACGCACCCCUGUCACAGAGCGGGCCGUCUUCACACGGAAGCCGCUGCAGACCAGACCGCCCCCCGUGUCCGGGCAAGGUGGAGAACUGGCGAGUGGGCGCCUCAUCUGCACAGAGCGGCGACUCCCAGAAACUUGCUCUAAUUUCAGAGAGAAACUGCGCAUCUGAACCUUCGUGAGAAAUUUAACCAUUUUCCAAAGCUCUGUAGUUUUUUUUUUCAUUUUGUCUUGAUCUGGUGAAGCCCACACAUCUCUCAGCUAAGUUUGGCUCAGGAGCUACCCGUUUGCCACCUCUCAUUUCCACCAUCUGAGGAGGACUACGUCCCCCUUGGACAAACAGCCCAUGUUUAGGUUCUUUUCCUUAAAAGCAGUUUCACGUCAUGUUUGUAUUUGAGAAAGGUUUUCUCUGUGCAGUGGAAUACUUUCUGUUACGCUACACAAACUCGGUGGGCUGGGGGUGUGAGGCAUGGCUACAGACCACAGGAUGGACGAACUGCCCAAAAAAGUAUUGCAUAUUUUUACAUCCCUGAUCAUUUAGCUGCAAGAGGCAACCAGUAGCUUUCUUCAGACUAUCAAAGGGACCCAUGCCUCCAAAAUGCUGUACAGAAGUCUGCUCUUAGACCACUAGGGGCCUGACCUCGCUCUUCUCCAUGCAGCAGAUUUUAGAGCCGAGAUAACUGGGCUGGUUUGAGUCCCUUCAACAGCAGAAUCGGGGGACCUGCUGGGGAGCCUGGGAGGUAUUGCUGAGUGCCCGCCCAGCCCCUGAGUCAACUUGUGGGCUUUGCCACCAAGGACCUAAAAAUAGCUCACUGCAGGCCAGCGAAGGCCAGCGUCCCCUCUCCCUGCCUCCCCUCCGCCUUGGGUGUGAGCUUUCACACCUGUGUGCUGGCCCAUUUGACCUUGUUCAAUUCUCAGUUGACAACCUGGAAAAGCCUCAAGGAAGCAGCAUCCAUAAAUAGAACCAAAAGGCAAACAUGUGAGCCUUUUCUCUAAGCUAGAAACCCAGGCUGCAUCUCUUCUGGACUGUUUUCUGAGAGCCAGUCUCUUAGAAGGGUUGUGCCCAAGGUCGUUGGAGACUGUUGAAAGCUAAAACCAAGUUCUCUAGCUGCCUGCUCCUGGCACGGCCCAGGCAGAGGAGACAUGAGCGGCGCGUGGCCUUGGGAGUACCUUUUUAGAAUCAGAGCAGGGCUGGGGACAGCCGCUUACUUACCUUUCGAUGUCUCCCCACCCCCCUCUUUUUUGAAAGCCAAAGGCCCAUCCCUGACAGCUGGAAAUAGCAUGGGGAGGAAUAAUGUGGACACUUUUGACGACAAGUUACACCUCCACUCAGCACCCUGGAUUCCACGACACCUUUGAGUCUGUUUUCCCAGCCUCCUGUGGGCCUCGAGGGUAGAAAUCUGCUGGGCCGUUGUUUUAACGAGGAUGCCCCUGAAGCUUUGUCUGUAGCAGUGAGUACUCGUUACAGGACACUGGAUCAAGUCCAGCCACCAAGUUGCUUUUAUCAGUGUUAGAGGUCUGGAGGGCUUGCUGCCACCUGUGAGAAGUUCCUGUCUCGUUGUUGCACCUCCAGUGUAUCACCGAGCCGCUCUUGGAGGAGGUUGGCUGGCGCAAGUGUCUUGGCAAGAGUGUGACUGUAGUCUUUGCUCCCUCUCUCCCUCCCUCACUCUCUCCCUGCCUAGGUCUUCCCUCACCCUGGCAUCUAUAGGUCCCAGGUCCCUCUCCAGCAGUCAGAUACUGUAACUGGAGAGACCUCUGGGGGCAAGCAGAGCUGCACCCUGAGCAGCCCUCUGGAGAAGGGAGUCUGUGGCUAGGUGUUUACAUCGGGAGUCCGGAAUGGAGUGUGGACGUUAGUGUGAGACGCCGUGAUAAAAGAGCCUGUGUUUUCGCCCAGCCUUUUGCAAGUAAUUUGGGAUCAGAAGCCGUCGAAGUUUUUCAUGUGUGAACUGGUUUAAAAGCCACUGAUGGCCAGAGAGCAAGGAUACACCAGUGUAGAGGCUUACUUUUCAUGGUACAAAAGCAAUUCUGUGUGAAUUUAAAAAAAGAAAAGAAAAUGCAGACAAUUUUGAUAUGGAAAGUCAAAUUUUGGUGGGAGGGGGCAGAUAAAAAUCACCGUAGGGGAAAAUUUUCCACGAUUUCCAAAGAGAUUGAUUUUUUUUUUUAACCUUUGUUUUCAUGUUAAACAAUAUGAUUAGGCCAGUUGUCCUGCCCAGGCUCCUGUUUUUAAAAAUUGCCUUUGUAACAUGAAAUAACUGGGAUGCAGCAGAAUCUGUCACUCACCAAGUCACUGGAAUACUUAGAUGUUUCCAAGGCACUCUGUGUGUUCCCCUCAACCUCUUUGGAUCCUGUCCUGGGACUAAGUGUCAAUUUCUGCUUGGAGCACUCCCGGUGUUGUGCGUAUCUACACCCCGUAUCCUGCCGCUGCACACGUUUCUGGGGAUGCCAUUGAGGUGGGCAGCAGGCACCCAGGGCGGGGCGCAGGUGACAGCACCCACGUGGAGGUGGUGAGGUGCUCCGUGACAUACCUCCUUUCUUGGGAUUAAUGCCUGUGAUGUUCCUGAGGGUUUCAGAGACCACCCCCCCACCCCCCACCCACCCAGAAUGUUUUUUCUAGUACUUAACCCCCAGAGAAAGAGUUUGAUAGGUUAAGGCAUCUCUGCCUGAGAAGGUGCCAUUGAAUUUGAGGGGAUGAGCUGGAGCUUUUCAAUAGAUGAUUCCACCGGCACCUCCUAAAAGGAGAACCAGGCAUUUUGCUUAGAGGAACACAGGAAGUUGCCAACCACAGGGUAAAUUUCCCAAGGCUCCAGUCGUGGCCCCGGGUAGAGCCAGGACAGAGCCAGUCAUUGCAUCUAUUUUCCUUACAAUUCUUGGGUUACAAACUUCAGAUUCAGGGAAUUUUCAGUCAACAACAGGUAGAAUGAAUAAAUACUUGGUUACCAGCCUAAUAAUGUGAAUCGCUACAGAAUUAUUAUGUAAGAUAACAAAGUUUAUGGAGAUACUUUAGCUAUAAAUUGAUGUAAAAUAUUGAUUCUUUUUUUUAAAGGAAGGGGAGAACAGUAUCUUGUUCAGUUAUUAUGCAAUCAAUUAAUAAAUGUUUUUAAAAUGAUACUGUAAGAGAGCUUGUAAGAAGAGUGCACAGAUGGGCCCAUUUGGUGUGGUUAGGAGAGGUUGGUCUGGUUUUUCAUCCCAGGAGAGGGACAGAAGGAGGUAAGAGGAAAUCAGAACGUACCUAGCUGAUUCCUCAGUGACAAGUGCAAUGGGGGAUGGGUAGAAUUUAUUUUCAGAGCCAAGGGGACUUGAUGGUUAUAAAUAAAGUUGCUUUUAGUGAUGGAAUUGUAGACAGAUCAUGUUGUUCCAGAAGAUGUGAAUAGGACCCAUGAUAGAAAGUUGACUCAGAAUAAUGUAGAUAUUUACAUAAGCAAAUUUUGAUCCUUUGAUUUCUUAGAUUGAGGUUUUAAUUUCAUUAUUGUCUCCCGGUAGUACACAGAGCAUCGGGAUUAGGAAAUUAGCCAUUUUGGACUCUGCCUGCCACAAACAGACCUAUUCUAAACAGUGCUAUUAAAUUUUAGACUGUUGUUCAAAUAUUUUUAUUUUCUCCUACAACUACUUUUUAUUAUAAUGAACAAGUAAGACCAUUUAAAACACGGGAGUACAAGUAUUUUUUUGAACUAAAUUAACUUGCAGAAACCAAAUUUGCAGUGGUUGGGUUGUUUCUAGACAGACUUUGGUAUCAAUUUAAAACCAAGAUAAUUUUUAUAUUCUUUCCAAUAGAAUUUCGUGACAACUCCUGCAGUUUUCUUAACUUACAAAAAAGAAAAAGUGCUGCAAUGAUGAACAAAGAAUUAUACGAAAACCUACUUUUGUAUCUUUAUUUUGGAAUUUCUUGUUCUAUUAUAAAUAUGGAACUAUCCCUAUUUGAGAAGACAUAUUUUGUUAAAAAUGAAUUGUACAUAUUUAAAUAUGUAUUUUUGCACAGGUCUUUUUUUCUGAUAUCCUGUUUUGGUACAAUUGAGAUCAUCUAGUAUUUAUUUAUUAAUUAAUAAAAGUAAAUACCUUUUUAUAAUUUGAAGUGGUUCACUGCCAAGCCAAUAGUUCUAGGACCUGCCUCCUUUACCAUGUAAGGGACGCCUCUGUUCUGUGAAAGUCUUCUGUCCCUUUCAGUGUCUCGGGAGUGGAUUCAUGCAGAUGAAGUGGGCAUUGCUUCUCCCUAGUUGCUUGAUUUCCCUGUAGACUACAUGUAACAAGUGACACACUGCUUUUCUUUUGUUAUGUGUGAGAGUGAGUGUGUGUGUGUGUGCGCGCCCCGAGCACAUGGGUGUUAGUAUGUGACGUGAUUAAAACUAAUGGGAAAAACACAAAACUGAAAGUGCCUGAACCUAGUUUUAAGCUUAGACAGAUUCUUUAAAAAGACUUGAAUGUUCAGUUGAACUUUUUUGGAGUUUGCUUUUUCCACCUAAAUAUUGUUACUUAAAUUUUAGGGGAGGAGUUGAAAACCACCAAAUGCUGGUAAUUUUAUAAGGUAUUUUAAAAUCAAGACCUUUUGGUUCACAGGAAUUCAACUGGCGAUGAAUUGCCCAGUGGCACCAAGGGUUACAAAUCUUCUGUCAGCCAGCAACUUAACAGCGUGUCCGUUUUGUUAUUCACUCGUGAAAUGCAGAGUUUAAAAUAGAAUAUUUAAAAUAUUUUGUAUUCCAAAAAAUAUAAUACAGAGUACCUCUGAGAACAUUGAAAAAAAAAUGUAUAAUUUGAAAAAAUGUAACUUACAAAGGCAGCUGUCUUCCUGCAAGAGUUCUGUUGCCAAGGAAUUUCUUAAUGUCUCUCAUUCUGUCCUGCGGUGGGGGGGAAAGUUGGGCUUUGGAAAAAUGAUUGUUAAAAGUUUCAUUAUGUUUAGCAGAAAAAUAAUCAUUUUUACAUUUUGUGUAAAACCUUUUACAUUUUCAGAUCAUUUAAAGGAGCACUACAUACUGUCAGUGUGAGCAUAGGGCCUUGAAAGCAUUUUGCCGGUUUCUUUCUUUUUUUUUUCCUUCCCUUUGAGCUUGGUUAUAAAAGCAAUCUCCUGUUUAAAAUGUGUGAAUAGUUUGAUCAUUUGUACACAUAAUCAAGAGCAUCUCAGCUGGACUUUUUGUUGGCUGCUGUAUAGACCAUGAACAAAUGUCAAGGGAUAGAGGAUUACUUUGGAUAUUUAAAAGAGAAGAAGAAAUAUAUAGUCUAUUUGUUUUGUAACAAGUUCUGUAAAUAAAAUAAUUUAUACUAUUUAUAAGAAAAGUUGUGCUUUGCUUUAUGAGAAAUUAGUUUGUGGAACAAACAUGUUAACGGGCAAUAAAACUAGGAUUUCUCAAUAAAUAAGGUUGGCUGCAUGAAAUGUUUCACAUGUUUCUGCCUCGUUGUGAUCCUGAACCUCUCCCGAUCUAGUCUGACUCUUCAUUUUUAACAUCAGACACCCUUGUAAAGCCCCUUCCUUCAGCUUCCUUUCCGUGCAAGGUACAAACUUUAAGGGCUUAGGAUGUUUUGGGCACAAAACCUCACCGUGGGUAAAUUAAUAACUGGCUGAACAGUGAGCACCGUUGUAUUCUUGCCCUGGAGGUUUGUCAGCAGAAGGAAAUCGAUAGGGUGAGAAAUGCAUUCUGUUUCUAUUAUUUGAUGGCAUGUGGUCAGUUUUGAUUGCAGGUAAGUCUGUGUGUGUGUGGGUAUUUAAUCUUUAUUUUACAUUGGAGUAUAGUUGAUUAACAGUGUUGUGUUUGUUUCAGGUGUACAGCAAAGAGAUUCAGUUAUAUGUAUACAGGUAUCCUUUUUCAAAUUCUUUUCCCAUUUAGGUUGUUACAGAAUAUUGAGAGAGGUAAGUUUUUAUCCCAAGUGGGUCUGGUUUCUUUCUUUCUUUUUUUUUUUUUUUACAUACCUCCCUCUCUGGCAAUACAAGUAUAUUAGUAUUAGGCACAGCAUAAUCUUUCAUCUCAAGAAAUUUGGCCAUUUUUACCAUUUGCAAACCAUUCUUACAAAUUCCAAAUUAUUUUUGUUGCUUAAAAGACUAAGGGAAGCAAUGGAUCUGUGGACUGGAAUAAAGGUGAGUAAUUACAGGAAGGGGUCAGGCUGGCUUCAGUCCCCACUGCCCUGCUCUAUGGACUUGCAUUCCAUCCUUAGAUCAGCUGACUGUUCAAACUCAUUCUUAAUAAAUUCCCUAUAAGUAACUCCUUUCACUUUGGAUGUCCCCCUGAACGUCCCAGGAGAAGGUUCACUCACUUGUCCUCUCGUGCUUUUCUCACUUCUGUUCUCUUGCAGGUAACCUGACCGGGGGCAGCAGGAGAUUACCCCAGUUCACUGAGCAGGGGAUUGGCAGUUUUGGAUCUUGACCUGAAGGAAUCAACCGGCAGAACCAGACGGAGGGAGCAAAGUGGGCCAGCACAGGUGGGAAGACACACAGACUGGAGGAAGGUUCUGGCUGAACGGGGAGGGGGCCGACAGGGUAGGAGCAGAUGGCACCAGAUCUCAGGACCUUUCAUGUCGGGGCCUGCAUCCGUAGGAGCGUGCGAUUCAACCAGAUGUCACUGUCAGAGCCCAGAGAUUUUCACAGCCCAGUCCUAGCACAUUGUAGCUGCUGAAGGUAAAAGCCAUUCACAUCUGUACUGGCGACUGUGGAAAAUCAAAGAAGCACUUAAACCUCUUUCCCUUUUUCUCACAUUUUCACUCUUGCCUAAUCUCUGUCUUUAGCCUUUACUCUCCACCCCUCAAGUCCUCCUCAUAAAACUCUGCCCUAAAUCGGAGCUCAGGUUCUGUGACUUCUGACUCCACUGUCUGCCCUCACAGUCCUCUCUUUCUCGUAAGAAACACUUGCUCCUAUUGCGAGUGGGAUGUAUUAAAUGAGUCUAAUAUGUAUAUUUUAAUCUCUACCACAUAGGACCCUCCCAGGUCAGAAUGGACAGAUGAGAACCCAGGGACAAAAAUAACUGAUAAAGCUGUUGUAGUGAUCCAGGUAGCAGCCAUUAAGUUUCUAAACUAAGACAGUGACCAUGUGGAUAAAGUGGAAACUUAUUCAAGGAUCUUUUAAAGGAUAACUGGAAUCAGUGUUGAGAUGAAAAGUUAGACCCUGGCCUGGGCAGGGAGACUGCUGAAGAAUUAAAAAUAUGAGUGUGGCCAAGUGACGGCCUCAUCUGGGUAUUCAAGGAAGAACGGGGAGCUGCCAUGUCUUCAAAAAUGGAAGAAUAGUGUACGCCUGUGACUCUCUGCCUUCAAAGCCAAAACCAGUGAUUAUUGGAGCAUUUCAUGUUUUCACACAGGAAUGUAACUUCAUUUCCGCAUAGCUGCUUUGAAGCAUGAACUGCAAUGAAGUAACUGGCUGAAAACGAAUCCUCCAGAAGGAACGCAAUGAGUGAUGCCUGUGUUGGCCUUAACGGACAGCACUGAUCCUAUGGGUGUGGAUUUUGUUAAGGGUACUUAUAUUUCCAGUUUCUUGAAGAAAUCAGUGAUCCAAGUUGGUAAGGUUUUUAGUAGCCUCUCACCCAUGCUUCUCUCCCCAUGAUUUUACAGUAAAAUGCUGUUGCGAUUCUCUUGCUCUAGCAAAACUGCUCUUAUCAAGAUGAGCCUUCAGCAAGCCUGGACGCGCUCAGUGAGCAAAUCCCGCUGUCUCCACAGGCGUUCCACAGCAGCCAGCUCCGGGCCGUGGUGACACUCAUGGUGAGGCAGCCUGGCCACUCCUCUGCUGAAAGCCUGCAGUGCCUCUCUUCCCCUCAGUCGGGGUGUAGAUGGUCUCUCCUUCCUCUUUAUUUACAAUCACCUCCCUGGAGAGGCUUCUAUGACACCCGACAGCAGAGAGCUCUUCACGCCCUACUCAUUUCACUGCCACCUUUACCGGGUUUUAGGUUUCUUUUUCCACAGCACUUAACCCCCUCUGAUUCACUAAGUGGGAAAAGAUUCCCUAUGCCUGCAUGUUUUAAUGCCAUCUCUUACUUUUGUUUUAUUGAAGAGGAGUCAGGAUUUGAACUCAGAUAGUCUCUGUAAGUAUUAUACCAUAAACCAAAGAUUCAAAGGAUGUAAAUGUGACAUUACUGGACCCCAUCCUUAACGCUGUGUAUGUAUAUAAGAAAAAGCUAAGUUGAAAGAAACAAUGCAGUAUUUAUUUUUUACACAGUUCAACUGGGCACAAAGUAAGCUAUAAAAAUUCCCAAUAAGCUCUAAAGAAAACCCUUUGUGUAUUUGGUUUUACAUAUUAAUUACUCUAGAAAGUUUCUGAACUCUGUUUAAUAGCAGAUCUCCUUUCUUGAUAGUUUCUUGGUACUGCCAGUUCUUGCUAUCAGGUCUAUAAAUAAAUUCAGGGAAAACAUGAAUUAGUUAGCAGCCACAUUAACAAAAGCUGACCUACUUUAAGUAUUACAAAUGAUAUAGAAACUUAAGUACCUGUUGGUUUCCACUAUUUCAUUCACUUUAUCUAUUUUGCAGUGUAGCCUCCCAGCAGCAAUAAACCUGGAGAGUUCCCUAAUUGAGAGAGAAGGGAAAAAGCGUUUAGCAUUAGCCUUAUAGAGAAUUGUUAGAAAAAUGAAUUGCACUAAAUACAUGAUACAGUUGUCUUUUACUCAAGGUAAUAUUUGGACACACAGCAGCUGAGCUGACCCCCUUAAGGGGGACAGUUAUUGAACACAGCCCUCAACAGCAGCGUGAGUGGAUGGAGACUCUCCGUCUGUCUACCGCCCUGUGACGUGGAGGAAAAUGAAAUGCUACGAGAGCUGCACGAAGACAACUUUUCAGUAAUACCAGAGAGAAUAUGUGGAAAGUUGACUCCUUUAAAAUAUCUAUUUGUAAUAUAACUAGGUUGAAUUUAGAGAUUCAUAUAAGGAGUCCUCCUAAUUAAGAAAAAUUGUGACAGAUGACUCUCCCCGAUACUACACCAUCUUGCUCCUAGCACAGAAACACCCAAAGUGCCAUUUCAAGUUGGUGGGGAAACGUGGCUGAGAAUGAUGUGAAGGCAGCUUAACUCGCACAAAUCCCAGAAACCAGGUAAGGAAAAAAAGAUAACUUCUAGCUUCAAAGCGCCACCAGCUUAUCUUAAAUUAGUAAGAACUCUAUGUUUACAGAGCGUGCUCUAUUCCUUAUCCUCAUUAAAAAUACAUUUGAUUCAGUCAUUACAACAGCCAUUCUUUCAACUGUUAGUUUUUGAAUCAUGUUACUGAGUGGCUUUAGGUAAACAAAAAAGCUCACUGGUUCUAAACUCACUUGCAUUCACUUUCCAGGUACUCACACAGCUGCGUCUCCAGACUGCAGCUGGGAAACCCAUCUGCACUAUUGUUCUGGGACUGAGACCCACAGGCGAGCUGGGGAAACUGGAGAGAAAGCUAGGACAAGCUGCAGCGAGCACCACUGCCCUGGGCAUGAAAGCAGACGGGGACUCAGUGUGCCCUCUGCUGAGGUAAAACAGCGGGCAGCUGCUGCUUCCCCUGCCCUUCGUUUACGCCCUCGACUCUUGGAGGAGACUCCAGAUGCACCACGGUUAUCUGUCCCUGGUCAUUGCUGCGGCUCUGCCGGCGCACGCCGCCACAGCCGCCCUCCAGUAAGCAGGCUGGUACUCCCUCCAGUCGUCUGGGCCACUCCUUCCACCUACGUGUCCUAAUUCACCCAAGUUCCUAUAAAAAUCUUAGACAUGCAAUGACAUCCACCCUCAAGGCCCCCAAGAGCUAUCUCAGUGCAGCCUCCUUUCUGAAACGACACAAUUAACUACUUCCUGCCUUAAAUGGGUGCCUAAGUCCCAUUCCCUAGAUCCAAACUACAUUUUUGUUGUCUCCCUGUGUGCUAAUCAAACAUACCCCAAGACGACUCAUCUUCUCCAAGCCACCCAGAUCCUGCCUCAUAUACAGGUGUCCAGUAAGAAUGAGCCAAAUACUUGCUGUGUAAAGAGAACCUAAAAACCAGAGUUGCAUCCUAAGUUCCAGAUAAAACACCUACCACCAAAAUUAUGCAAUACAGCCCACAGGUAUGGUUUCUAACCUUACAUAUGUCAGUAACAGAUGUGUCUACUCACAGAAUGGCUUGGUCCUUUUCUCCACCACUAUCUUACUGAGUCUAAGGAAAUGGAAAAACGAAGUACAAGUGUUCUUUAAACUUACAGAAAGAUUUCACCUAAACUCAUUUUAUAAAGUAAGAAACAAAUUUAAAGCAAGGCAUUUCUAGGUACCACCACAGCUCAGUGUGUGCUUGAAACCUCUGCCUCUAAAGCUGGGCUGAGAACAUGAAGGGAAAAACGAAAUAAUUCAAAUACCACAUACUGCAGCGUGUCUAACAAUACUUCCUACUUCAGUGCACCUUAUCCACAGAUUGAGCUGAGCCUCACCCUGCUCCCAAGGAGCAACGAGUGGCCUUCUCACCAUCACCACACUGUUAAGAAACAGCAAAGAAAGAAGCCAGACCAACGCCCUCUCUCCAUGUGCUGCUCACCAGUGAGCUCCUCCAGUACGACCCCAUGAGAAACAACUCAGUGCCCUCACCACCAGACUUUUAAUUUCACCAAGAAAACCAAAGCUCCCUGGAGAGCCCAGCCUUUUACUUUGGAUAGAUAAUAAACUACUCACUGUCUUUUUUCUUUCAAAGGAAGAGAAUGAGGAAAUGUCUGGCUCCAUAAUUUGGUUAUACUUUGUGUGUUUUACUGAUUGUAAAUAUUAAAACCAACCCAUAGAUAAAUAUUCAUGUGCAUGCCAAGGUGACUGAGGAUGAAACGUACUGAUGUCUGUAACUGUCUCUGAAGUUGUUAAAAAUAAGGUAAAGCAAACACAGUGUUAAUAAUGAUAUAGAAUCAAGAAUAUAUAGGAAUUUGUAAAGAUUUAUACAGGAAUCUCUCCAUGUUUGAAAUUUUUCGUAAUAAAACAUUAGAAAAAACAAA